Perca fluviatilis (European perch) is the source of this 5244-nucleotide messenger RNA. RefSeq names its product tubulin tyrosine ligase-like family, member 7 (gene ttll7). The record is from RefSeq and is a predicted model, not a curated record. The coding region runs from base 640 to 3423 and encodes 927 amino acids. The transcript has 22 exons. NCBI's taxonomy places the organism in Eukaryota, Metazoa, Chordata, Actinopteri, Perciformes, Percidae. Gene Ontology annotation, molecular function: tubulin binding; tubulin-glutamic acid ligase activity. Gene Ontology annotation, biological process: protein polyglutamylation; microtubule cytoskeleton organization. Gene Ontology annotation, cellular component: cilium.
UCAGCCCAUGGACUCGCUCCAGCACUCAUUGCAUACAAGAAGAGGACUACAAGAUACUGAUUUUUUUUGUGUCUGUCAACCAUCGUCAGUUCUCAGUAGUAACGCAGUUACACAACAUAAACACUGUUAUAUUCUUUAAAAUACUCUCGGGUCUGGACUGUUUCUUUAAAGAGACCCCAGCGUCUCACUUAACGGCGGCUUUGUCGGUCGGAUGAGACCAGCAAAAGAGCUGCACUGACAGUGCCUGGAAUAGCUAAAUAAGGCAUUCCUAUCCAUCCCUCUGUCCACCCCUACCUCCCUCUCUCCUCUUGUGGCUGUAAAUAAGCUGGGGCUGUGUAGACCCCUUGAGAGGCCCUCCCCCUCCCACUCUUCCCCACCACUGUGCCCCCCCUUCUAACUCCCCUGCCCACUCAGACUCUGCUGCUGCUGUUUAUGUUGCCGAAAGGCGCCAGGGAGAUGCUCAGAUGAUCCAUUGGGCCAUCCUGAACCACAUCGUCCAUAUAGCCCAAGGCAGGGAAGACUAACUACUGCGAGUGUGAGAGAGCCCUUCGAGGGUGCUGUGAGUACCCUGUGAGGCCCGCCCUCCCGCCAAGCCUGGCAGAAAGCUUGGCUUGUCCCUUCACUUCUCCAGCCCCUGAGAUGCCCUCCCCUCCCAAUGAAGGAGAGGAUCAAGGAGCGUCCCCCGUGAACGGGCCAUCUGUGGGCUCGUACCGGAGCAGCGGGAAGAGAAAAGUGCGCACCAAAAAGAAGAAAGGCACUAUCACCGCCAAUGUCACUGCCACCAAAUAUGAGAUUGUUCGUAUAGUCAUCAAAGAGGUGGACUACAUCAAGACCCGGGAAGAUGACGAGACCGCCAACCUCAUCUGGAAUGACUCGGCCGUGCAGCACGAGAAAAUCGCUGAGCUCAGGAAUUAUCAGAGAAUUAACCAUUUCCCUGGCAUGGGCGAAAUCUGCCGGAAGGACUGCCUAGCAAGAAACAUGUCCAAAAUGAUCAAGUGCCAGCCUCAAGAGUACAGCUUCAUUCCCAAAACCUGGAUCUUCCCAGCCGAAUACACUCAGUUCCAGAACUAUGUCAAGGAGCUCCGCAGGAAGCGCAAGCAGAAGACCUUUAUCGUCAAACCCGCCAACGGAGCCAUGGGUCACGGGAUCUCGCUUAUCCGUAACUGUGAGAAGCUGCCAGCCCAGGAACACUUUAUCGUUCAGGAGUACCUGGACAAGCCCUUCCUGAUGGAGGGCUACAAGUUUGACCUGCGCAUCUACAUCCUCGUCACUUCCUGUGACCCACUUCGCAUUUUUCUCUACAAUGACGGACUGGUCCGCAUGGGCACAGAGAAGUACCAUGCACCCAGUGAGGCCAAUCUGAGCCAGCUCUACAUGCAUCUGACCAACUACUCAGUCAACAAACACAAUGAGAACUUUGAGCGAGACGAGACAGUGGACAAAGGCAGUAAGAGGUCCAUCAGUUGGUUCACCGAGUUCCUGCGCACCAACGACUACGAUGUGGCCAAAUUCUGGGGAGACGUCUCUGAGCUGGUGGUGAAGACUAUAAUAGUGGCUGAGCCCCAUGUCCUGCACGCCUAUCGCAUGUGUCGCCCCGGCCAGCCACCAGGGAGCGACAGCGUCUGCUUUGAGGUCCUGGGCUUUGACAUCAUCUUAGACCGCAAACUCAAACCCUGGCUACUGGAGAUCAAUCGAGCUCCGAGCUUUGGGACCGAUCAGAAGAUUGAUUACGACGUGAAGAAAGGAGUGCUGCUCAAUGCUCUUAAACUCCUCAACAUUCGAGCCAGUGAUAAGAAACGCAACCUGGCCCAGCAAAAGGCAGAGGCUCAGCGACGGCUCUAUGGCCACGGCUCCAUGAAGAAACUCUCAGCUGCUUCCUCAGACUGGGAGAAACAACGUCACACACUGGAGCGUAGGAGGGAAGAGCUGAAAGAGCGACUGGCACAGGUCCGCAAGCAGAUCUCCAGGGAUGAGCAUGAAAAGCAACAUCUGGGGAACUACAGGCGUAUUUACCCCCCAGACGACAAGCUGCUGUUGGAGAAGUAUGAAAGCCUGCUCUCGGCCGCCUUUCAGACCUUCCUCGCCGGGCGAGCUGCCUCACUUCAAAAGGAAAUGAAUAAUCCUCUGAAACGAAUGAAGGAGGAGGACAUCUUGGAUCUGCUAGAGCAAUGUGAACUGGACGACGAGAAGCUGAUGGGCAAAUCCUCCAGGCAACGAGGCCCGAAGCCCAUGACCGCCAUGCCAGAAUCCAGUCAGACACCAAGGCGUCAACGACCGGACUACCUGGCCGACUUCACCAGCGGCAGCAGCGGUGAUGACUCCUGCUCCUCCUCAGACGAAGAAGUAGAGGAGGAGAGGAGGAGAGCCGGAGGAGGAAGAGGAGGUGAGAAGAGGGAGAAGAAAGUUUCCUACGACCUUGGGGAGAGCAAGGAGAAGAACUUGGCUGAGCGCUCAGGUCGCAUGCACUGGAAACCUCCAAUCAAGUCGCUCAAACCCAGCCCCGCCCCUUCUGCUUCCCCAACACUUUCUGGUCCAAUCAGGCGCUCCAUCUCCUGCCCUCGCUCCAUUGCCUCACUCUCGUCGCCCAAUGAGGUGCGGGCAUUGUCCACCAGGCCUUCGCCCACAGUUCCCAUGGCCACUCACCUCAUCAGGCCGAGCUCCGCCACGCUGCGCUCUCACUCGCUAAGCCGCAGUGGCUCCGCCCACCGUGUGCCUCACAGCAACAGCCUGGGGACCAUCCACUCCAACAUAGGCGAUCCGCUGAUAAACCUAAGGAGUAAAGAGCAGGAGGCCGAGCUGGUGCGUCAGACUCUGGCCGUACUCACCGCCAUGAGGAUCAGGUUUCCAGGCAAAACCGAGGAGGAGGCAGAGGCUGUUCUGGAUGAGAUCCUAGACAACUGGAAAUACCACAAAUCAAAGGUGGCCUCCUAUUGGCUAGUGAAGCUGGACUCUACCAAACAGCGUAAGGUGUUGGACAUUGUGCGUACCAAUGUACGCUCAGCACUGCAACGGAUUUGGAGGGAGCCGGACAUAGAAAGUCUCCACCUCUACCGGCUCUUUAACCGCGUCUUCAACCGGCUACUCUGGAGUCAUGGCCAGGGCCUGUGGAACUGCUUCUUGAACACCGGUUCAUCGUGGGAGACCAUCUUCAGUAAGAGCAGCGAGGUGGUGUCACCCCAGGAGCUGCAGUGCUGCCGCCGGCUGGUCCAGCUGUGCCGAGACUGCCUGUUGGUCGUCUACAAGUUUGUCUCAGAGUCCCGUGGCUCUCUGACCGGACUCAGCCCUGAAUGGGACGACACCAGCUUACCAUUUGCUGCGGGACCAGCCUCUACCCAUGGCUCCACCCCUGCUGCUGUUGCUGCCGCUUCUUCCUCCUCUUCCUCCGUCUCUUCGCCCCUUGACGCAGGUAUCUGCUGCCAGUGACCUCCCAGUUCAUCAUGAAGUGGCCUUCGUCCAGCUUUGGCCGCAUCUCCUCGGCCGUUCCACACUCAAGCAGCCUUUUCGCCGCCAGGAUGGGCCACUUCUGAGGUCACCGUGGCAACCCUGGCUUCCGACACCUCGCCUUUUGACCUCAACUUUCCUCCCUUGACUCUCACGCAGCCAAACUCUGAUCUCAACAAGUCCGGUACGGAUCUGAUCUCUAGGUAGCUCUGGACACCUGACGGAGCCUCAACAGGGGCCAAAUCCCCCCCCUGCGGAAGACCAACAAAGAAAGGCCGGAUGAUUUGGGAUUGCUAAAGGGCCUUGUUCAGUUUAGAUUAGUUUGGACUGGCCUCGACCAGCAAACCACAGGUACCCUCGACCGCUAUAGCCCCAUUAACACCAGACAAUGGGUUUACCCCUCUUUUCUCAUUGUAAUUGCCGUAUUAUACCUGCUCACUGUACAGUUAUAAGUCAUGGUACUGUAAAAGCAAAGAAUAAUGAAUACUAAACAGUGCAAGGAUUAUUUAUUUAUGUACUUACUUAUUUUGUAAGGUAUUCCAUGAAUGCAGUGAAUGCUGAUGCAGAAUGCAGAUAUGGAAUAAUAUCAACAAAGCUAUCCCUUGUUUGAGAAAGUGGAUGUAAAAAAAUAACAAAAAGCUUAUUUUUGCUGCCUGUAAUCAGUUAUUUUAUGUCUGAAUUUAAUUUAUUUCAUAACUUAUAUCAGAGGCUUUAUGUUUAUAAAUGUUACAACAGUCACUUUAUGUUCCAGUUUUUACAGUGGAGAGGUGGUGCCCAGAGAACUCAAAAUGCUUAACUUUUGAACGCUUCAUGUUUUACCUGUGUGAUAUUAAGUGCAGCACUAUUAAGCAACAUAAUGUUUAGAAUGUCAAUGUAGUGAAGCCAAGCCUCUUUGCCUCCUUCAGAGAGAACGAGCUGACUUUGAUGCCACAGCUCAAAGAGCCAAACUUAAGUCUUAAGAGAGCACCCAGUUCCUAAUGUACACUUUGCAGUAUGUCACAGAAAGAGAAAGUGGGUGCGCAUUACAGUAGUGUUUGCAUGCCUAGAUUUUAGUCCCUCACCCAGACGUAGUGGUUAGACAGACGAGCUGCGUUUGGAACAUACUUGAAGUUUUGUGUUGUCAUUAAUUAGUGUGUCUUUGUAUGGGAUACACUCAGAAGGAGACACUUCAAAUUUUAGAUUUGUCGUCUGGAGUACGGAUGUAUUAAAGAUAAUAAGGAUGUGUUGCAUCACUUACAGAUUGUGCGGCACGUUGAAUGACUCGGCUCAUCAGCCCCAAUUUUCUGUACUGUAACAGCGGCAAUUUGCCUGGGACAAGCAGCUACUGCCUCCCCCCCCCCCCACACACACACCACACUGUAGGUACAAGUGCAAGGGAGAUCAUGGAUGUGCCAAUAAUAAGCACAUCUACUUCAUGUGUUCAGUUGGGUUUAAUUUAAGCUUAAUAUGUCAUUAAACUACUGUAGGACCUCAGUUAAAUACGGUAUUAAAUGUUUAUAGAUAGAGGAUAUGUUUAGUAGUUUACUUGGCUGUGUGUACUACCCCAUGAGAUGAUACUAGACUUCUAAAGAUGGUAGUCUGUCAGCAGAGUGUGAAUUUUAUAACAUCAAUCCUGACUUGUGUAGCAGCAAUGCUGUGCUAAAUCUGCUCAAAUUUAAUUCCCCCCCAUACACUGAACUUCACUUCACAAUGCCAAAUAUUUUUAUUUUGCCUGAUUUUAUUUAUUUAAGAGUAGUACUUUUUCAUUGGAGGUACAAGAUUUUUAAUUUUACAUAGCAAUAAAAAGGUUUAAACAAAAACGCA